AUGACAAAACUUUUCUUCCAAGUUCCAGCCUUCGUCUCAGCCUCGCGGCCGGGAGGCGAAGAACAAGGCAACGCAAUGGAGUCGCAUUUGAACUACCUUCUCGCCGUGGACUUCUCUCCAGUCUUGCACACAGAUGACCUCAACGCGCUCACGCAGCAGAAUGCGCAGGCGAUGGUGGCAGAGUUGUGCAGCCUGCCGCACGAAACAACCGACGACGGGGUUCUGGUCUCCCUGCCGCCUCCCGUGAAGAACUCCACCUUCAAACUUCCGCGCAUGCAUCCGGCUCCAGCUGCGAAGAAGCUGACGCGCUGGGAAGCGUUUGCGAAGGAGAAAGGCAUCCAGAAGAGGAAGCGCAGUCGCCUGGUCUGGGACGAGCGCACCAAGGACUGGGUUCCGCGCUGGGGCCACAAAGGCAUUCAGAAGAUGAAGGAAAUCUCCGAAGCGGUAAUCGAAGACAAGGGCGGCGAGUACGUCGGACGCCGAGGCAGAGACCGCGGCGUCACCAAGAAGCUGGGGAGCACCGUGAAGGAGACGCGAAAGGCUCGAAGGCAAGACGUCGGUUGCCCGUUCGAAGCGAAGGCGAAGGAGGCAAAACUGAAACGCGCCAAACAGAAACUUCGCGAGCUUCGAAACAAAUUGGAGGCGGAAACGGACCGACGCCUACCGCCAGGCGUUCUCGCGACACUCGCGGCGGGAGGCGAAGCAGCCAGCGCAGACAUGCACGGCAAGAAGGCUGGACUCAAACACCGCAAACAGACAAAGGAAGAGUUGAAAGAAGUGCUGAGAAGGCAAGUCUCGGACAUUCACCACCAGGCUCAGACAUCCACUGCUUCGUUUGGGCAGUUCGAUCGGCUAGCGAAGAACGAGAAGAAAGAGAAGCAAAAGACGCGCACGAAAGGCGUGUCUCUGUCUCUCGAGGAGGAGCGUGGAAAGUACAGAAGACACCUGAAGAACAUCCUCUCGUCGUCCGAGUCUGGAGCUGUCUGA
This is a messenger RNA of Neospora caninum, 987 nucleotides long. Its product is annotated as putative ribosome biogenesis regulatory protein. Gene Ontology annotation, cellular component: nucleolus; nucleus; preribosome, large subunit precursor. The record is from RefSeq and is a predicted model, not a curated record. The coding region runs from base 1 to 987 and encodes 328 amino acids. Lineage: Eukaryota; Apicomplexa; Conoidasida; Eucoccidiorida; Sarcocystidae. Gene Ontology annotation, biological process: ribosomal large subunit export from nucleus; endonucleolytic cleavage in ITS1 to separate SSU-rRNA from 5.8S rRNA and LSU-rRNA from tricistronic rRNA transcript (SSU-rRNA, 5.8S rRNA, LSU-rRNA); ribosome biogenesis. The transcript has 5 exons. Gene Ontology annotation, molecular function: protein binding.